Molecule: messenger RNA, 1109 nt
Organism: Pseudomassariella vexata
Lineage: Eukaryota; Fungi; Ascomycota; Sordariomycetes; Amphisphaeriales; Pseudomassariaceae
Exons: 3
Coding region: 303-869 (188 amino acids)
Source: RefSeq, a predicted model, not a curated record
GUUGACGACGCGCACGCAAAAGCCGCACGGUCAGGGGCCGGAGAUACUAGAUGCUUGUGAUUGGUGAUCAAAGCGAAAGAUUCCCGAUAGCGACGCGAGAGUUGAUGGCAUACCGAGUAUUCAUACUCAUCCCAUCCCCCCAUCUAUACACCACUGUCUGUCACAUGUUGCAACUUUACAGGUUCACAUUCUCAUCUACCAAAUAUUUCUAUAUUUCUUAGAUAGCCACUCAUUUUUCAACCUACACAGCUCGUUACGUUGUUUUACACAGCACAUUUACACUCGUUCCAAAACCUGUCAUCAUGCACUUCCGACAAAUCCUCUCCUCGGUGGCUCUGCUGGCUGUUGGUGCCUCGGCCGCACCGCAAAAUAAGCGUGAUGUAGAAACCAACGUGACGAUCUACGCCUGGGGUACCGGCCUCUCCGGUCUGCCUGUGUUCGCCGGCACUGAUGGCAUCGCUUACAUGGCGGCUUCCCCUCCUGCCAACCUCUCGGCCCUGACCUGGGACAUCGACAUCACUGGCACCGCCCCCUGGAACGUAACCAUGGCCGAAAACUCGACUUCCAGCAGCGUAAACACCACCAACUCGCGCAGCUUCUUCAUCGUGUCCUCGAGCGACGCCUACGCGCCCUGCGGCUUCGUCCCGAAGAACGGCAGCAUGCCCGAGGGCGGCCAAACCGCCGGCUUCAUCAAGUGGGGCUCCGACGUCAUGGUUAAGAACGGGUCCACCUACACCUCGCAGUUCUGGGCCCAGAGCACUAGUGACGAGGGUAUUUGGUCCCUCAUGUGGAACUCCGACGGCAGCUCCCAGGAUAAUGCUAUUCCUGUGCUGUUGAAGACUACGGCGCCUGUUGAUACCACGAGUUAGACGGGGCUUGAUCUAGUCGCGGUGUGGAUAGGGUUGCUCGUAGGAUCUGUUCCGAAUGACAGUUCAGGACAGGCGGGGUGAGAUGGAUUAAGGAGAUGUUGUUGUUCUGGUACAUAUAUAUCAUCCACACAAGUUAUUGUGGGAGGCUUAAUACGAAGUAUAACAAUAAUCAGAACACCAAUAAUCUUGUAUAUUUGGAUCAAUACUUCUCGACUUGGACUUCAGAAUGUGUAAUUUACG